AUGACCGACUACGCGCAGUACCAACAGCCCCACCAUGGGCACGCACCCGGCCACAUCCAGCCCUAUGGCGGCGCUCAGAACCCGGCUGCCGGGAACCCAUCGAUAACGUCACCCACCCAACAGCAACAGAUGCAUUCGUAUCAACAAACAUCGCCAAUCCUCCCAUCGCAGGGGUACGGCCAAGCUGGUGCGCAGCACCAGCAACACCCCCAGCAAAUGAGUUACGCACAGCAAGGGUAUAUGCAAGGCAUGCCCCAAGCGUACGGCAUGUCGCCAACACAAGCGGCGGCCAUGGCCACAGCUGCCGCUGCAGGUCCGGCGGGCGCAUACGGAUAUGAUCAGAACGCGAUGCACGGACAAGUUGCGCAAUCGCCGCGCAUGGCUGGGGGACAAUUGAAGCAAGAUGUACGCGCUGCCCCGCGCUCGCCAACCGCGGUGUCCGCCGGUAUGGCUGGACCCCUCGCCUCCCAAGUCCAGAUGACACCCGGACAGAUGCAGCAGCGCAGAAUGAGUACCCAGAUCAGCAGCCCUGCGAUGCAGCAGCCCCAGCCCGUGAUGAGUCACGUAGGACCUCGUUCGUCCAUCUCAGUCCCACCUCAAAUGGCAGCGCCACCGCAACACCAACAGUCGCCUGAGCUCGUAGCUGGGGCGCAGGCCGAGGAAGCUCCGCUAUACGUCAACGCCAAACAGUUCCACCGAAUUCUCAAGCGCCGUCUCGCGAGACAGAAGCUUGAGGAUGCUCUGCGUCUUACAUCGAAGGGUCGCAAGCCAUACCUGCACGAGUCGAGACACAACCAUGCUAUGCGCCGUCCACGUGGACCUGGUGGUCGAUUCUUGACUGCCGAGGAGGUUGCCGCAAUGGAUGCUCAACAAGGCAAGGAUGGCGAGACCGACAACAAGGAGAACAGCGCUGCCCCGCCCGCGCCUAAAGCUAAAAGUGGAGGCCCUAAGCGCAAGGCCUCUCAGACUCAGCUGAAGGCCGGCCCUCCUAAAAAGGCGAAGGCGCAGCAGCAGAGUAUCAGCGAGGAAGACGAGGAUGAGGAAGACGAUGACCCUGAGGAUGAUGGUUGA
This is a messenger RNA of Didymella exigua CBS 183.55, 1071 nucleotides long. RefSeq lists its product as uncharacterized. Lineage: Eukaryota; Fungi; Ascomycota; Dothideomycetes; Pleosporales; Didymellaceae. The record is from RefSeq and is a predicted model, not a curated record. The transcript has a single exon. Gene Ontology annotation, biological process: regulation of transcription by RNA polymerase II. The coding region runs from base 1 to 1071 and encodes 356 amino acids. Gene Ontology annotation, molecular function: DNA-binding transcription factor activity, RNA polymerase II-specific; RNA polymerase II cis-regulatory region sequence-specific DNA binding. Gene Ontology annotation, cellular component: CCAAT-binding factor complex.